This is a messenger RNA of Helianthus annuus (common sunflower), 687 nucleotides long. RefSeq lists its product as uncharacterized. The coding region runs from base 1 to 687 and encodes 228 amino acids. The record is from RefSeq and is a predicted model, not a curated record. The transcript has a single exon. Lineage: Eukaryota; Viridiplantae; Streptophyta; Magnoliopsida; Asterales; Asteraceae.
AUGGUUCGGCCCAUAUUUGAUGGUGUAGAAACGAUCCAGUUACAGCAACUUAGAAACUUGAUUGGCGGAUUGGUCUUGACAACCGGAACUGAUAGAUGGGCUUGGAAAUAUGAACUGAAUGGUAUCUUUAAUGUUGCUAGCUUAAAGAAAAUACUUAGUUCAGUUAACCGUAUACGACUCGUGAGAAUAUUUGAGUGGAACAAUUGGGUUUCGAAGAAAGUUGGUUUUGUGGCUUGGCGAGCAGAGAUGGAACGGCUACCAACCAAACAUGCGUUAUCAGUUCAGAACGUGCCGGUAUUGGAUCAAAUGUGUGUGCUAUGCGGAGACUGUAUUGAAACGAGUGAACAUAUCUUUGUGUCGUGUCAGUUUGCACAGAUGAUUUGGCAGAAUUUAGCAGGGUGGUGUAUGAUUCCUCCAAUUUUUGCUUUUGGUAUAAACGGCCUUCUCACUUUGCAUGAAACAAGCUCGGGUUCAAGGAAAAUGAGGAAAGCACUACAUGCAGUCGCGUUGGUGACGUUUUGGAGCUUAUGGAAGAGUAGGAAUGAGGCCGUUUUCGGACAAAUCGUUCCAAACUCUACGAAGCUGCUGGAGGAGAUUAAAGCAAUGGCGUACCUUUGGGUCAAGAAUAGAUCAAGAAUGGCGACUUUAUCUUGUGAGGAUUGGAGUCGGUUUAACCUUGGUAGUUAG